Molecule: messenger RNA, 1464 nt
Organism: Hydatigera taeniaeformis
Lineage: Eukaryota; Metazoa; Platyhelminthes; Cestoda; Cyclophyllidea; Taeniidae
Source: the annotation of a GenBank genome assembly
AUGUCCUCAUCACGACCAGAGGAGAGGGUAGCUAUAGAGAGAUGCAUCCGUUCUUUCAUAAUCAAGUCCAUUCAGGCCAUCGUACAGGCUCGCAGUGGAACUGCCUACGCUACAGCUUGUAUUUCCGACGUGGGAGCUCGAAAUAAUCUCAUGGUAUACCUUGAGGAGGACCCAGAGAUUGGCGCCACGAUAAAGCAGAACCUUGACUCCGGAUUCCCCAUCAAGAUGGGUGACACCUUCAGUUUGGAGAUUCUCAUGAGCAACGGAGCGGGUCGACUGGUGGUACUAGAGGUUUGGCAGUUUCGAUUAGACACUGAGGAUAACCUUCUUCAACGCGCACACCUACCCUGCUCCAAAGUCGUAGCCAACCACUCUGGCCUCCAGCCCCCUAUAUACUUUCCCACAGUCACCAGUCCCACCGUUUCCAGUUCUGCUACUGGUGUUUCUGACGCCACUAUCGUAGCACCUCAGUGCUUCGCGGUGGAAGAUUUUAGGCGUUCCCGCCUCUUCGAGCGCCUCGCUAGCCUGCUGAAGAGUCUCCUUGUUACCACUCGAAUGCUUCCAGCUUACACUUAUUCGCGCAAGCAGCAACACGAGAUGUGCUACACACUGCGUAGAGGCGAGGUGUCCUUCGAUCGAUUGGGUCAGGGAAAUGUCAUCUGUCGUCAGGUGGGACACCUCUUUCCCGGGAUCGCGGUUGGACCCAACUCCACUCACCUCUUUCUCAACGUUUCAGUUCACUAUCGUGAAAAUCUGAGCGAUAUUGACUCAGAAGAAGCUCCCCAACAUCUACUGCAAUCUCAACCGCAUCGACCUCGAUCCCGAAGGCCAUACAUUAGACUUGCAUUUGCUCCUACGCCAGAGGAUGACGAUGAUUAUUUGGAAGAGGAAGAAGAGGAAGACGAAGAAGAAAGUGAAGGUAACUUCACCUAUCGAAUCGGGAAGGAGGGCCUACCGCCCGGUGAAGGGGAAGCCAUCUACGAUGACACCACAGGUCGUUGUUACUACUGUUACCAUGACGAGGCUGAGAACGGUGAAGCAGAGGUGACAGUUGAGGAUGAAUCUGGACAUGCAGAAGAUGAGGGGGAAACGAUGUCGAGUACUUUUGUCUCGGGUGAAGCCGAUCGUGAAGUUGGUGGCGCCACCGAUGGCGGCGAACGUGCACCUGGUCGAAUGCCCCUCCAUCUGCCCUUCAGCACAGUGGACCUAGAUGGUGGUACAGGCGGCGGUUGCGCGCGCAUGGCCCAUUUGGUAACAGAGCUACGAACUAAGACUGAUCUGGAUCUAUUCCGAGUGCCCGGUGCCUCUGCCAACCCAGCCUCCUCCUCUGCCACCGCCUCCGUGUUUGAUGCAAACGCUCUGGGCGACGAACUAGCACAGCACGAGCAAAAGCUACGCGAGUUCGAUGAUUUCUUGGCAGACUUCACUUUGGCUGUGCCAAAUGUCGGAGUAACUCAUCACUAA